AUGACGACCAACAACCCCCCAGGCGUCCUCCUCCCAGGAGCCACCAAAUCCUACCACCUCAACCACUUCAUGCUCCGCACCACCGACCCCACCUCCACCCUGCACUUCUACCUCGACCUCAUGGGCAUGCGCACCGUCUUCACCCUCAACGCCGGCCCCUUCACCAUCUACUACCUGGGCUACCCGGCCACCGACGCCGACCGCGCCGACGUGGCCCGCUGGGCCGAGCGCACCGCCCAUAUCCCCACCCUGACGAGGACGUUGGGGUUGUUGGAGUUUUAUUACAUGCAUGGUUCGGAGAAUGUAUCAAGCGGGAAUAUCCCUCCGAAUCUCGGAUUCGGCCACCUUGGCUUCUCGGUUCCGGAUGUUGGGGAGGCGGUGGAGAGGCUGAGGGGGGAAGGGGUCAGGGUUAUCAAGGAGUUGGGGGAGGUGGGCAGGGAGACGGUGCCGAUUAGUGAGUGGGAGGUGAGUAGGGGGAUCGCGCACGAGGCGCUCCAGGGGGGGUUUUUGCGGAUUUGGGCGAGGAUUGCGUGUGUUGAGGAUCCGAAUGGGUAUAUGGUCGAACUGGUCCCGCAGGAUAUGGAGGGGAUGACUUCUUGACUUCUUGACUGACUGACUGACUGACUGACUCAUUCACCGGACCCGAUAGAGUCUGGAUACAAUACACUGGCUACUAGUGAGCUAGCUGCAUUGGGGUGUGGCGUGGUGAAGUCUGG
Aspergillus heteromorphus CBS 117.55 is the source of this 716-nucleotide messenger RNA. RefSeq names its product putative lactoylglutathione lyase (Glo1). The transcript has 4 exons. Lineage: Eukaryota; Fungi; Ascomycota; Eurotiomycetes; Eurotiales; Aspergillaceae. Bases 1 to 600 code for a protein of 199 amino acids. The record is from RefSeq and is a predicted model, not a curated record.